GCAUGGGAUUAAUUUCCCCUCCCUUCCUUCCUAUUAGUUGUUUCUCAACUCCCAGGAAGAUUCAGACUUUUCUUGUGAGAUCUUUGUGCUUGCAGAUCCUGGAGAUACGCUCAGUCUUUGAGCAGCUUGCUUCUUGCAUCUAUAUCAAUUUGGAGAGAGGGAGAAGAGAUCGGUGAUAAGGGUAUGACUCAGGAUAGAUGAACAGAAGAGUAAUUUCUAAUUAACAACACUGUAUUGCCAAUGGUAUUUGCUUUACUUUGCUGGCAUAAGCACAGUGCAGGCCCCUGGGGGAGAGGGGAUGCUUUAGACCAAGAACUAGGAAACACAGCAAGUGUCAGCAAGAAAUUCCUGCCCAUCUGAGUGCUGAUUUGGGAACCUGAGAACAAGACCGUGUGAAAGACCUUCAACUGCCCUUCUUCACUACAAACCUCAGCACCCUGUGCAGCUACUGAACCUCUCCUCUCAGUAACGAGAAGGAUGUGAAGACCCCGGCAGCAGGGCCAGUUGCUCAGGAUGAAAAGCAGCUUUGGAACUCUGAUGGACUGGAUUCUUUGAGGAAGCUUUUCUUCAGCUGAAACAGCUGCUGUUUUGGAUGAAACAUUGAAGACCAGACAGCUUUGAGCUUUUCUGAAGUUUCAUCUGGUAAUCCAACCUGCUUAUGUGAGAAGCUCUGUUUCCUUUAUUCAUAUUGGUCACACUGCAGACAAGAAAAUAGGCUGUAAGGAGUAGCAAGAUGCCCCAUCUACCUGCUGUGUGAAAUUUGCUAUAAACUGAGGAGAUCUUGCAUCUUUGUGUGGAAACUAUCCAGCAUUUUCUGUCCAUUAACUACAACUAAUUUUUCUCUUUUCUUUGUAGUAAAAACGGGGGUGGGUUUCUGAGGAAAAGAACAUCUGAUACAAAAAACUGAACUGCAUCUAUUUUCAGUUCUUUAGGGCUGAGUCUUUUUUUUUCUUCUUUUUUUUUUCUUUUUUUUACUUGAAUUUAACAAAGAAAUCUUCUGUUCUGUUGACAUUUACAAGCAAAAUCAGUGUUUCAGUGCAUCAGAAGUGUGCUCUUCUGAAGAGCUGAUUUUUAUUUCCUUAUAAUUUGCUGAAGACACAGAGAUACGCAUCCAUGUCGCAACAUCGGCUUUCGAAGGAUGGACAUGAAAGUCGCUUUAGGAUCCUACCAAGGAUCAGCCAAAUCCUUCACAGUAGAAGGCGCUCGCGAAGUCACACGCUCCAAAUAUGCUCUGAUGAAGUCAUGUAUCAGGAUAUCAUCCCCCUCUAUGCAGCAGAUAUUCAUGACCAGUUAGAGAAACAGUUUGCUUAUCUGUCAGGUGGAAGAGGGGAAAAUGGAUGCCCUGUUAUCACCUUUCCAGACUACCCGGCUUUCAGUGAGAUCCCUGAAAAGGAGUUCCAGAAUGUCCUGACCUACCUGACCAGCAUCCCCAGUUUACGAGAUGCCAGAAUCGGAUUUAUUCUUGUCAUAGACCGCAGACAGGACAAAUGGACUUCUGUGAAAGCCUCCAUACUACGGAUAGCAGCAUCUUUCCCAGGGAACUUGCAACUCGUCCUCGUUCUGCGCCCUACGGGACUUUUUCAUCGAGCUCUCUCAGACAUUGCAUUCAGGCUCCACAGAGAUGAGUUUAAAAUGAAAGUACCUAUCAUAAUGCUGGGCUCAGUAUCAGAACUGCAGGGUUACAUUGAUAAGACACAAUUAACAGAAGAUCUUGGUGGCACCCUGGAUUACUGCCAUAACAGAUGGCUGUCCCGUCGCACUGCUAUAGAAGGUUUUGCCCAAAAGGUUAAGCAAACAGCUCAGAUUCUUCAGUCCUUUGGGACUGAACUGGCUGAAACAGAGCUACCAAAUGAUGUGCAGUCAACCAGCUCCCUUCUUGCAACACAUACGGAAAAGAAGGACAAAAUGAAGGAAGAUAUAAGGUUAGCAGUAGAACAGGGAGAUGAUAUCCUUGGAAGUAUUACAAAGCCGGUUACUGAGAACCCUGAAUACAAACUGAAUCAAGACCAACUAGACAAUCAAACUACAGUAGAGAGGCUUUUGGCUCAGCUACAUGAAACAGAGUCUGCCUUUGAUGAGUUCUGGAUUAAGCACCAGCAAAAACUUGAGCAGUGUCUGCACCUUCGGAAUUUUGAACAGAAUUUUAGAGAGGUUAAAGCAGCUUUGGACAUUGUGUCCGAGAGACUGUCUGCUUUCACAGAUGUGGGAAACAGCUGCUCACAUGCAGAGCACAUUUUGAAAGACCUUGCCAACUUUGAAGAAAAAUCAUGUGAAACUGUAGCAAAAGCCAGAAUGCUCGCUUCAGAGGGUGACGCUUUUAUUCAGAGCAAUCAUUAUGCUGUGGACUCCAUUAUUCCAAAAUGCAGUGAACUUCAUCAUCUCUGUGAUGCCCUCGUUACUGAGAUGGAACGGAGGAGGAAUACUCUUAAUAAAUCUCUAGAACUGCAUGGCUUACUGGAAAAGACUAUGAGGUGGUGCGAUGAAGGAAUUUAUCUUCUGGCUUCACAGCCUGUAGAUAAGUGUCAGUCACAGGAUGGUGCAGAAUCAGCAUUACAGGAGAUUGAGAAAUUCCUAGACACUGGUGCAGGCAAUAAAAUUGAGCUGAAUAAAUUGUACAGAGAGUAUGCUCACAUCCUCAAUGAGGACCUCAAGGAACAUGUGCAAAAGGUUUUCCAAAAGCAAGAAAGCAUGGAAGAAAUGUUUCAAAAGAGGCAAGUAAGUCUUAAGAAACUGGCAGCUAAGCAAACACGCCCUGUUCAGCCGGUUGCACCUAGACCCGAAGCCUUUGUAAAAUCUCCUUGUACCUCUCCAGGUCUUCAAAGAGAUUGUGUAUCCAACACAGAAAGCGGUGUGCUUCGGAAAGUAAACUACAGAAGAGGAAAGAAUGAAAUGAGUGAACUCCAUCAAAGCAGAGGAGGAUCUACAAUGGAUGAUGAAGAAAACCUAGCUGUGCUACGGCAGCAUGUAAUGAAUGAACUUAUUGAAACUGAGCGGGCAUAUGUGGAAGAACUUCUCUGUGUUCUUGAGGGGUAUGCUGCAGAGAUGGACAACCCAUUAAUGGCUCACCUCAUUUCACCAGAACUCCAGAACAAGAAGGAUAUUUUGUUUGGAAAUAUGGAAGAAAUUUAUCACUUUCACAACAGAAUAUUCUUGAGAGAACUAGAAAACUACGUAGAAUACCCAGAACUGGUAGGACGGUGCUUUCUGGAUCAGAUGGAAGAUUUCCAGAUUUAUGAGAAAUACUGUCAAAACAAACCUCGAUCUGAAAGUUUGUGGAGGCAGUUUUCAGAUUCCAUGUUCUUUCAGGAAUGUCAAAGGAAACUCGAUCACAAGCUCAGUUUGGAUUCAUACUUACUGAAGCCAGUUCAAAGAAUAACCAAAUACCAAUUAUUGCUAAAGGAAAUGCUGAAGUACAGUAAGAACUGUGAAGGUGCUGAAGAUCUCCAGGAGGCACUGAACUCUAUAUUGGGUAUUCUCAAAGCAGUCAAUGAUUCUAUGCACCAGAUAGCCAUCACAGGCUAUGAUGGAAACCUGAAUGAGCUGGGCAAGCUUCUAAUGCAGGGAUCCUUCAAUGUCUGGACUGAUCAUAAAAAGGGUCACUCAAAGGUGAAAGAUUUGGCCCGCUUCAAGCCAAUGCAGCGACACCUGUUCCUCCAUGAGAAGGCGGUGCUGUUCUGUAAAAAGCGAGAAGAAAAUGGAGAGGGAUAUGAGAAGGCACCUUCUUAUAGCUAUAAACACUCCUUAAAUAUGGCAGCAGUUGGAAUAACAGAAAAUGUCAAAGGUGAUGCAAAGAAAUUUGAAAUCUGGUAUAAUGCAAGAGAAGAAGUUUACAUCAUACAGGCACCAACUCCUGAAGUUAAAGCUACUUGGGUAAAUGAAAUAAGAAAAGUGCUGACUAGUCAACUGCAGGCAUGCAGAGAAGCCAGUCAGCAUAGGACACUUGAACAUACUCAGAGCUUACCUCUACCAGCAUCGUCUUGUACAAGCCCAUCAAGGAACAACAUCAGAAACAUGAAAAAAAUGGAGGAGAGAAAAGCUGAUCUCACAGGUCUAGAAGGUUAUGUCACCACAGUAGCACCAAAGUACCCUGAGAAAGGCAAAGAUGACACUAGCUCUACCUCAGAAUGCUCUGUACUGUCAAAAAAGCGCUUUACGCUUCAGGGCUUUACUAACCUCAAAAGUCAGAAAGAAACUCCAUCUUCUACUGCUAAAAGCCAGACAUUGCCAAUGAUCCUUCUUACAGGACCAGCUUCUCCUACCAGUCCUGACAAAAAAGCUAAACGGCACGAAGUAGUGAGUGAUCCAACUCCUUUUGGUGUAAGAGGUUGGGCUAAAACAUCUCAUUCUCUUGAUGCAUCUGAAGAAAAUGAUGGCUGGUCCAGUGCUGAGGAGCCACUGAAUUCAUCGGAUGCAGAAGAAGAAGGAGGAGGAGGUGGAGGGGGGAAUGAGAUGAAGCUGACUCCUGGUAAAUAUACAGUUGUGACUGAUUACGAGAAAGGAGUUUCUGAAGAAUUUGCAGUGAAAGGUGGAGAUGUAGUUCAGCUGAUUCGUGAAGGGGAGGAUGGACUUUGGUAUGUGAAGAAUCUGACCUCUGGUAGAGAAGGUUGGAUCCCAGCAAACAAUCUGCUGAUGCUCAUAGGCAAUUCAAAAUCAGCUCAGUCUCUGAGCAGCUCUGAAUCAGGCACUGCUUCCAGCACUUUGAGCACAUCAUCAAGUUGCAGUGAUAGCUGCAAUGCCAGCAGCACCAGCUUCUCGGACAUUAAGGGCUAACAUCAUAUUUUUCACCCCACCUCCACAGAAAGUAAAUCUGGACUUUGAGCCCAAUAUCCAAAAUCUGAGAUGCCUGUCUGGUUUUCUCUGUCUUCUCUGAUGAUUUUCAGAGAUUUCUCACAGAAGAUCCUGGUGAAAAGUGCAUUGAAUGUGAAGUUGUAAAUAAAAACUAAAUGAUCUGAAAUAGGGUAUUGUAGAGGCUUCUCCUGAAGUUUGAAGCUGCAGAGGUGUUGGCGUAAAACACAUUUUCCCACUGAUAUACAAUCAGGUUUCUGCAGAACUGUAUCAUUUCAUAACAUCCGGAAUCUGAAUGAGAGCAAACAAUGUGCUGAGUGCUGAAUCCUUGCCGUGAGCUAAUAGCAUAGCAAUCACUGUACAGGAUAGAUAUGAGGAGAAUAAAUCAGAGUUUAGUUUCUCCUCCCCAAAAUACCCAUUCUCCCUGGAUGUACCUCAAACAGUGCAGACAAUGGGAUGCCUACGGCCAGCAGGAUGUAAGUUUGGUGAGCCAUUUCUCUUGGGUCCUCAGGAUACUCUUCUGCAUCUCAGAGAUGGAUGCAGAAAUGACCAAUGCACUGACCAUAACAACAUCAGAACAGGAAAUCAUUUUAUCAUUUCCAACCUUAUAAUAAUUCAUGCAAUGGAAUAGUUGGGUGUUUUGUUUUGUUUUUAUUAUUAUUAUUAUUAUUUGAAAUAUUUUGGCCUCACAACCAAUCUCUUCACCAAGAUCUGUGUUUACGUAGCCUUGGCAACUUAGUAGUAUCAUCUUCCUUACACAGGUGCACAAUGAAACACAAAUGUUCUUAUUCACUGGAUGAUAUCUCAGUAAACUAAUUUCAUGGUUACCUUCAGCUCUAACACUUAGCAUGCAGUUAUAGGCAAAGAAAACUACGGUGAGUUCACUAUGGGCCAAGAGCAUAUCUUCAGGUAUACCUAAAAGGCUGAGAAACCAGACACUUCUAGUCAGUGGUGUUUGUUACAGACUUAUUCAAAGAGACAAAAAUGACAUGAUUUUUCAUAAAGCAAAACAUGGGUGAAAAAUCAUCUUUAUUAGUGUCAUGUUAGCCAGUGUUAGGAACUUUCACCUUGUUUCUGGUCUUUGCACUUUGUCCUUACAAACAGUACAGAAUUGUGUGCAUGUUCAAAAUGUAUUCAUUCCCCUAUGCCUUUCAAAUGUUUUUACUUAUGAAAAUAGGCUUUUACCUGAUUUGUAUGCCAUAUUACUUAAAACUGUCACGAACUUUAUAAUAAGCAACAUUUUUCAAUGUCAGUCAAAACUACUAUUAAUUAUUGGACCCUCUUUCUGAUGGCUAAGCCCAGAAGUCUACCUUUGUGCUGGAAAUUCAGAUAUUAGAGCCCGCAGCUUAGGAAAUUGAGGGAGAAAGAUUCUAAACAAUGAUCUUGGUCCUGAGCUGCAAAAGUAACCCUACCCAAAUGCAAUCAAAAAGCAGUUGACUGUGGUCACUACAAAUUAUACACAUCUAUACUCGCACAUCUAUGCACAUGUGUAUGUGCAUGUAUGUGCCUGUGUAUGUGUGUGUGUAGAUAUGUAAAUGUGUACAUAUGCUGUAUCAAUGUAAAGGAUGUAUUUAUAGUCUUCAUGCUGCUGAAUGUGUCACUUUACAAUUCAUACACACUUAGGUUUCUUGCAAUAUAAAUGCAGACCAGGGUUUUAAUUCAGACAUCUUUUCCAACACAGACAUCCUCCAGUCUUUUAAUUAUCCCAUAUGAUACUGUGCUGAUCGGGAAUACUUAGGCUGAUAUUUAACAAUGAGAUGGCAGCAUGAAAUUCAGCUUAUCUUCAUCUCUGUAAGUUAUUUUGUAAAUUCUGUAACAUAAUUUACCUGUGUAUUGCUGUCAUUGCUUGGAUAAGACUGUCCUUUCAUUUCUCACUGUGGUUCAUUUGUGUUACUUCAAUGGUUUUCUCCACAUCAUGGCACUUUAAUAGAUUUCCUUUUUGUUGUUGUUGUUGUUUUUAAACUGCUGUUGUGAUUUAGAGGUUCAGAGUAGGAGGUCUCUAUUGUAAUUAUAAAGAUUUGAAUAAAUGUCAGCACUUCUUGCUGAAUGCCUUUAUACA
This is a messenger RNA of Coturnix japonica (Japanese quail), 6844 nucleotides long. The record is from RefSeq and is a predicted model, not a curated record. Lineage: Eukaryota; Metazoa; Chordata; Aves; Galliformes; Phasianidae.